GCCUGUGUGGAUGCGAGCAAUGUGCGCAAAGUGCCUUUGCAUUAGCCGGUGAGUGCCGUAGCGCCGGGCGCUCACUCGCAGAGGUGCUGGGACAACCGAGGUGGCCCUGUCCCGUGCCUGGUGGCCCUGCCGGACCAUGGCAUGGGCACAGGGGGACCUGACAUCCUCGCUCUCCAUCAUCAUCGCUUUGGCUGCCUGCCUCUCUGCCACCACCAGCGAAGUGAACUUGCUAGACACGUCAACAAUCCCGGGGGACUGGGGCUGGAUGACUUAUCCCUCGCAUGGGUGGGAUUCGAUCAAUGAAAUGGAUGAGUUUUUUAGCCCCAUCCACACCUACCAGGUCUGUAAUGUCAUGACCCCCAACCAGAACAACUGGCUACGGACCAACUGGGUUCAACGGGACGGCGCUCGGCGAGUCUAUGCAGAGAUUAAAUUCACGCUGCGGGACUGUAACAGCAUGCCGGGCGUGCUGGGCACCUGCAAGGAGACCUUCAACCUCUACUACCUGGAGUCCGACCGGGACCUGGGCACCAGCACCCGCGAGAGCCAGUUUAUGAAGAUCGACACCAUCGCAGCAGAUGAGAGCUUCACCAAUGUGGACCUGGGGGUGAGGCGCCUGAAGCUGAACACGGAGGUGCGGGGCGUGGGACCACUGAGCAAGAGGGGUUUCUACUUGGCCUUCCAGGACAUAGGCGCUUGCAUCGCCAUCGUUUCAGUGCGAGUGUACUACAAGAAGUGUCCAGCAACAGUGAGGAACUUGGCGUCCUUCUCUGAGGCUGUGACUGGGGCAGACUCGUCCUCCUUGGUGGAAGUGCGGGGAGAGUGUGUGGGCCAUUCGGAGGAGAGGGAUACCCCCAAAAUGUACUGCAGCGCCGAGGGAGAAUGGUUGGUGCCCAUCGGGAAGUGUGUUUGCAGUGCUGGCUACGAGGAGCAGCGGGAUUCCUGCAUGGCCUGCCAGCUGGGAUUUUACAAGUCGGCCCCCGGGGACCAGCUCUGUGCCAAGUGCCCCUUGCACAGCCACUCGGAGAGCCGGGCCGCCCGCGUGUGCCGCUGCGACAGCAGCUUCUACCGGGCCCUGCAGGACCCCCCCUCGGCCGCCUGCACACGCCCCCCCUCUGCUCCCGUGAACCUGAUCUCCAGCGUCAAUGGCACCUCGGUGACACUGGAGUGGGGGCCGCCCCUGGACAAGGGGGGCCGCGCUGACAUCGUGUACAACGUGGUCUGCAGGCGCUGUGCAGGCGACGGGGGGCAGUGCGAGGCGUGCGGCAGCGGGAUCCGCUUCGUGCCCCAGCAGAUGAGCCUGGUGCAGGGUGCGCUGACCGUGACCAACCUGCUGGCCCACACCAACUACUCCUUUUGGGUGGAGGCCGUCAACGGCGUCUCUGACCUCAGCCUGGAGUCCAGGAGAGCUGCAGUUGCCAACAUCACAACAAACCAGGCAGCCCCAUCCCAGGUCAUGGUGGUCCACCAGGAGAGCACAGGCCAGAACAGCGUCACCCUGCUGUGGCAAGAGCCAGACCAGCCCAAUGGCAUCAUCCUGGAGUAUGAGAUCAAGUACUACGAGAAGGACAAGGAAAUGCAGAGCUACUCGACUCUGAAAUCCAAGGGCACCGCUGCCACUAUCUCUGGGCUCAAGCCUGCAACCCGCUACAUCUUCCAGGUUCGGGCUCGCACGUCCGCUGGCUGCGGGAGGUUCAGUCAGACCGUGGAGGUGGAGACGGGGAAGCCAGUUUCUCUCCGGUAUGACACGAUGACAAUUGUCUGGAUCUGCCUCACACUCAUCACUGGCCUUGUCGCGUUGCUGGUGGUCUUAAUCUGCAAAAAGAGGCACUGCGGGUACAGCAAGGCUUUCCAGGACUCCGACGAGGAGAAGAUGCAUUAUCAGAAUGGGCAAGUGAAGUUCCCCGAGUCCAAGUUCUAUGUGGACCCCCACACGUAUGAGGACCCCUGCCAAGCUGUGCAUGAGCUCACCCGUGAAAUCGAGGCCUCCCGGAUCAAGAUUGAGAAGGUCAUUGGGUCUGGGGAGUCUGGAGAGGUGUGCUGCGGCCGCCUGAAGCUGCCAGGGAAGAGAGAGAUUCCUGUGGCCAUCAAGGCACUGAAAGCCGGCUACACAGAGAAGCAGAGACGGGACUUCCUGAGCGAGGCCAGCAUCAUGGCGCAGUUUGACCACCCCAACGUCAUCCACCUGGAGGGGGUGGUGACCAGGAGCAAAUUAGUAAUGAUUGUUACAGAAUACAUGGAGAAUGGUUCACUAGACACCUUCCUCAGGAAACACGAUGGGCAGUUCACCAUCAUCCAGCUGGUGGGCAUGUUGCGUGGUAUCGGAGCGGGCAUGAGGUACCUGUCUGACUUGGGCUACGUGCACCGGGACCUGGCUGCCCGCAACAUCCUGGUGAACAGCAAUCUGGUCUGCAAAGUGUCUGAUUUUGGCCUCUCACGUAUCCUGGAGGAUGACCCCGAUGCUGCGUACACCACCACGGGGGGGAAGAUCCCCAUUCGCUGGACGGCUCCGGAGGCCAUCGCAUUCCGCAAGUUCUCCUCGGCCAGCGAUGUGUGGAGCUAUGGCAUCGUCAUGUGGGAGGUGCUGGCCUACGGCGAGCGCCCGUACUGGAACAUGACCAACCGGGAUGUCAUUAACUCGGUGGAGGAAGGCUACCGCCUGCCCGCCCCCAUGGGCUGCCCCACGACCCUGCACCAGCUUAUGCUGGAUUGCUGGCAGAAGGACCGCAGCGAGAGGCCACGCUUCUCCCAGAUUGUGGGCAUCCUGGAUAAGCUGAUCCGCAACCCAGACAACUUGAAGUGCACGGCCACUGUGAACCGGUUCACCCAAACACCCUUUGACAGGGGCCUCCUGGACCUGGCCACCUGCCUGACCGUGGAGGACUGGCUGGACUCCAUCCGACUGGGACACUACCGGGACAACUUCGCCAUGGCAGGGUACUCCUCCCUGGGCAUGGUGAUGCGCAUGAACAUCGAGGACAUUCGGAGUCUGGGCAUCACCAUGAUGGGCCACCAGAAGAAGAUCUUGAGCAGCAUCCAGGCCAUGAGAUCCCAGCUGCUGAACACAAAUGGCCCCAGGAGGCAUCUCUGAUCACCAGAUUUGCAGGCCUGCAUUGGGCAUUCCUUAACACUUACCCUGGCAAAGGGGCAGCAGGGUGGUGAGCAGGAAAAGGGGCACCAGAUCAGGACCUGGAACCCCACCAGCAUCUCUUUGAUUUCAGUAUCAGUGGAAAUGUGCU
Molecule: messenger RNA, 3239 nt
Organism: Strigops habroptila (Kakapo)
Lineage: Eukaryota; Metazoa; Chordata; Aves; Psittaciformes; Psittacidae
Gene: EPHA8
Product: EPH receptor A8
Exons: 17
Coding region: 137-3091 (984 amino acids)
Biological process (GO): axon guidance; protein phosphorylation; cell surface receptor protein tyrosine kinase signaling pathway
Cellular component (GO): plasma membrane; neuron projection
Molecular function (GO): protein binding; transmembrane-ephrin receptor activity; ATP binding
Source: RefSeq, a predicted model, not a curated record